AUGGCGAGGGCCCCACAAACACCUUUGUGCAGCCGGAUCAUUCCGGAUGAAGACUGCAACCUGGCCAUGGUCGAUGGCGAGCUCAAGAUCAACGAGGCCAACUUGGACCUCUCACCACCAGCAUUCACGGGCUGCAAGCACCCGAUGCUGAAGGACGAGCUGAAGCCCGGGCGCCUCGGCCAAAGACGUUGGCAAAGCAUCCCCGACAUUCCCCGCAUCCAAUUCAUCCAAGCCCCCUUCCCCCUUCCUUCCUUUCCUUUAACGGCUUUCGCAAAGCCCUUCCUUUCCAAAGCCCUUCGCCUUCCUUGUUUCCCUCAGGGCUGCAAAGAAAGUGAAGGCCGGGUGCUCGGAGGCCCCCUUUCAGAGGCCCUCGAAGCGUUGCCUCUUCUCAUACGAAGAAUGCUAAGAUAG
Symbiodinium natans is the source of this 411-nucleotide messenger RNA. The record is from the annotation of a GenBank genome assembly. NCBI's taxonomy places the organism in Eukaryota, Dinophyceae, Suessiales, Symbiodiniaceae.